AGGCGCUACUAUUUUCUAUAUCAAGAUCAUCACAUCACAUUCACAUUCACAUUCACAUUCACAUUCACAUUCACUCACUGCUACUAGAAGGUAGGUGUAGUAGUAUAUAAUAGCAGCAUAGGUAGUUGAACAUCACAAUCUUCAUUCCUCCUUCGAAACAAAAUGGAAGGAGGCGUUGACCACUUGGCUUUCGAGAGGAACAAGGCGCAGUUCGAUGUUGACGACAUGAAGAUCAUCUGGGCCGGUUCUCGUUCCGAAUUCGAGCUCUCCGAUCGGAUUUCUCGCCUCGUCGCCAGCGAUCCGGCUUUCAGAAAGGAUGACAGAACCACGCUUGGCAGAAAGGACCUAUUUAAGAACACUUUGAGAAAAACAGCUUAUGCAUGGAAAAGGAUCCUUGAGCUCCGUCUUAAUGAAAAGGAAGCUGCCAAGCUUAGGUCCUUUGUGGAUGAACCUGCUUUUACGGAUCUUCAUUGGGGAAUGUUUGUGCCGGCUAUCAAAGGACAAGGCACGGAUGAGCAGCAGCAAAAGUGGUUGCCUCUAGCUUACAAGAUGCAAAUUAUUGGUUGCUAUGCCCAAACUGAACUUGGUCAUGGAUCCAAUGUUCAAGGGCUAGAAACAACUGCAACAUUUGAUCCCAAAACAGAUGAAUUUGUUAUUCAUAGUCCCACUUUAACUUCCUCCAAAUGGUGGCCUGGUGGAUUGGGUAAGAUAUCAACGCAUGCUGUUGUGUAUGCUCGUCUAAUUACUGAUGGUCAAGAGCAAGGAGUGCAUGGUUUCAUUGUCCAGCUGCGGAGCUUGGAUGAUCACUUACCUCUUCCAGGCAUUACUGUUGGUGAUAUUGGAAUGAAAUUUGGGAGUGGAGCAUAUAAUACCAUGGAUAACGGGGUUCUAAGAUUUGACCAUGUUAGAAUUCCAAGGAAUCAAAUGUUAAUGAGGGUCUCUCAGGUAACCAGAGAAGGAAAAUAUGUGCAGUCCAAUGUUCCAAGACAAUUAGUUUAUGGUACCAUGGUAUAUGUGAGACAAGCAAUUGUGUCUGAUGCAUCGAUUGCUUUGUCACGAGCAGUUUGUAUUGCUACAAGAUAUAGUGCUGUUAGAAGACAGUUUGGAUCACAUAAUGGUGGUCUUGAGUCGCAGGUGAUUGAUUACAAGACACAGCAGGCUAGGCUCUUCCCUUUGCUAGCUUCUACUUAUGCUUUCAGGUUUGUUAGUGAGUGGCUGAGUUGGCUUUAUACGGAUGUCACACAAAGAUUACAAGCUGGAGAUUUUUCAACAUUGCCUGAGGCACAUGCAUGCACUGCUGGAUUGAAAUCAUUGACUACUUCAAUCGCUGCUGAUGGAAUUGAAGAAUGUCGUAAACUAUGUGGUGGUCAUGGUUAUCUUAAUAGCAGUGGUCUUCCUGAGCUAUUUGCAGUGUAUGUUCCUGCUUGCACUUAUGAAGGAGACAAUACUGUGCUGCUUUUACAGGUGGCAAGGCAUCUUGUGAAGACUAUUUCUCAGCUGGGCUCUGGAAAUAAGCCUGGUGGUACUACAGCUUAUUUGGCUCGAGUGGAACAAUUGAUGCAAUAUCACUCUGAUGUUAAAAAAGCUGAGGAUUGGUUGAAGCCUAAUGUAGUGGUGGCAGCAUUCGAAGCUAGGGCUGCUAGGAUGUCUGUUGCUUGUGCUCAAAAUCUUAGCAAGUUCACUAAUCCUGAAGAGGGUUUUCAAGAACUUACAGCUGAUCUAGUUGAGGCAGCAACUGCUCAUUGCCAGUUAAUCAUUGUUUCCAAAUUUAUUGAUAAGUUGCAGAAAGACAUACCUGGAAAGGGUGUGAAACAGCAAUUAGAAGUUCUUUGCAGCAUUUAUGCUUUGUCUCUUCUUCAUAAGCAUCUGGGAGAUUUUCUUUCCGCUGGCUGCAUAAAUCCACUACAAGGAUCACUUGCCAAUGAGCAGCUGAGGUCCUUGUAUUCCCAGGUUCGUCCUAAUGCAAUUGCACUUGUUGAUGCGUUUAAUUACACUGAUCACUACCUUGGUUCGGUUCUUGGGCGCUACGAUGGUAAUGUGUAUCCCAAGUUGUAUGAGGAGGCAUGGAAGGAUCCUUUGAAUGACUCAGUUAUUCCUGAUGGCUUCCAUCAGUAUGUUCAACCAAUUCUUAAGCAGCAACUGCGUAAUGCAAGACUAUAGAUGAUUUUACAAUUGGACUGGCGGCAUCUAAUAAAUUUCUCUAAUUAUUUUGAUUUUGAGGCGUCAAUAAAGUUGUAUGGAAAGAUAAAUAAAAGUGGAUCAGAGGUUUUGUUUUGAGGUCUAAAAGCAUAUUUUGAACUCAUUGACAAUUGAGGAAACUAAACCUUCCCUUUACCAUGAAAUAUUUUACUACAAGAAUAAACUCUGUUAUUACUUAUCAUCA
Messenger RNA from Lotus japonicus, 2383 nucleotides. Its product is annotated as peroxisomal acyl-coenzyme A oxidase 1-like. Bases 163 to 2160 code for a protein of 665 amino acids. Gene Ontology annotation, cellular component: peroxisome. The record is from RefSeq and is a predicted model, not a curated record. Gene Ontology annotation, biological process: lipid homeostasis; long-chain fatty acid metabolic process; fatty acid beta-oxidation using acyl-CoA oxidase. The transcript is spliced from 14 exons. Lineage: Eukaryota; Viridiplantae; Streptophyta; Magnoliopsida; Fabales; Fabaceae. Gene Ontology annotation, molecular function: FAD binding; fatty acid binding; acyl-CoA oxidase activity.